Molecule: messenger RNA, 987 nt
Organism: Salvia splendens (bonfire salvia)
Lineage: Eukaryota; Viridiplantae; Streptophyta; Magnoliopsida; Lamiales; Lamiaceae
Product: protein FAR-RED IMPAIRED RESPONSE 1-like
Exons: 1
Coding region: 1-987 (328 amino acids)
Biological process (GO): regulation of DNA-templated transcription
Molecular function (GO): zinc ion binding
Source: RefSeq, a predicted model, not a curated record
AUGAUUAGGACAACAUCCAUCUCCGAAUCGGAGAACAGUUUCUACAAAAGAUUUCUGAAGCCCCGUGCGAACAUAGCCGAGUUCUACAUGAAUUUCAACCAUGCUGUUGAGUUUCAGCGUAACAGUAGGACGGCGUUAGACUACCACGAUGCCACUGCUUUGCCCAUUUUGGCAACUACAUUGCCGUUUGAGAAACAUGCUUCGACGCUUUACACGGAUACGAUGUUCAGGAAAAUACAGGAAGAAAUCGUUGAGGGUAAUGAUAGAUGUCGCGUGCUAGGAUUUUCUUCGACUGAAUUUGUUGACACCUACAAGCUUGGGGAUAGCAAUCGCAAAUCGUAUUUGGUGACUCAUGAUAGGAGUGCUGAGUCAUAUUAUUGCGAAUGCAAACUAUUUGGUAGGCAUGGAUAUUUGUGCAGCCAUAUUUUUUUCAUUUUCAAGAACAAUGAGUUGAAGAAAUUACCUGAAAAAUACUGCCAAAGUAGAUGGAUGAAGACUCCGCUAGCCAAGGCGGUCCAUGGGGAAAUCCAUGAUGACAUUCCUACCAGAUCUGUUGUUGACGAUAGGCAAGCAGUGUCAAAGCAAGGCAUUUCUAUGUUCUAUGGUUUCCUCCGGCGGUUUGAGGAAGACAUUGAUUUGCUACGAGCAUUUGUAGGCGGCGUUGAAGAACAUGGUAAAUCUCUGCAAGCUGGGAAUCCAACAACGUCAGCAAUUGAAAAAAGGCGAAUGAUUGAAGAGUUCUAUGGCAUGGUGCGGCCUGAAGUUGUGGAGGUUCAUCCUCCAAAUGUGGUCAAGACCAAGAGGCAUGCUAGCAGCUCAAAGAGCCGACUGAUUUCGAAAAGGGAAAAGGCUCUAAAUGAUGCUAGUCGGCCUCAAAGACGGUGUAAGGCUUGCGAUGAGAUGGGCCACCAUGACUCCAGAAAUUGUCCUAGACUUAAAGAAAUGGAGAUAGAGAAAGAGUUGGGGAAGGGCAAGAGUACGAUGUGA